This is a messenger RNA of Triticum aestivum (bread wheat), 643 nucleotides long. RefSeq names its product probable transcriptional regulator RABBIT EARS. Bases 80 to 487 code for a protein of 135 amino acids. The record is from RefSeq and is a predicted model, not a curated record. The transcript has a single exon. NCBI's taxonomy places the organism in Eukaryota, Viridiplantae, Streptophyta, Magnoliopsida, Poales, Poaceae. Gene Ontology annotation, molecular function: DNA-binding transcription factor activity.
GCCACAGAUUCAGCUCAGCUUGGUAGGCUAGGAAGUGAAACCUUGGUAGUACAGGAGAAGCCGAGCCCUCUCUUCUCCGAUGGGUCAGGCUCCCCAUGGCGCAGCCGCUUCACUAGACCUGUCCCUCACGCUUGCCCCCAUGAGACCACCACCAGCACCGCCAUCCCCCUCCUUUUGGGCUGAAGGAGACGCCGCUGCCGGCCACAGCGGCCAUGGUGGCCAUGACGGCGAAGCGAGAUCAAGGCGGCUGUUCUCGUGCCUCUUCUGCGACAAGAAGUUCCUCAAGUCUCAGGCGUUGGGGGGCCACCAGAAUGUGCACAAGAAGGAGCGGGCGGGCAGCUGGAACCCCCACCUCUACCUCCAAUCCGACCACGGCGACCGGCCGGCCGCCGCACCGGCCAAGGCACCGGCGAUAUGGCCAAACGCGCGCCUUGACGACGACGGCGAGAAGCAGUUGCAGCAGCUUGAUCUCAACCUUAAGCUUUAAUUAGCUAACUCGUGUGUACGUUUUUACUAUCUUCCUUUCCAUCUUAUCCUCCUCGAACUAGCUAGUGUGUGCGCUGCGCGCACUAAACGUAUUCGGAUGCAGGCACGCAUUGUGGUCAUGUACUGUACAUAUACUUUGGUUUGUAUUACCUAUGGU